AUGGCCGUAUUUUCCGUGAUCAGUGACGCUGUAUACAUGAUCGUCAAUGUAGUCAUUUCGUAUAUGUUGAUACUAGCUAUAAGUCAUGGAAAUCAGACUCUCUCAGUGAUCACGCUCUUAAUGGGUUUAGGUUCCGUUGGGCUGAGUCUGUGUCAACAUGCUUCGAUGCAUUUUCUCUCCAUGUACGGUGUAUGCUGGUCCUCUAUUACUUUGAAAUUCACCGAAGAUGACUUCGUAAUAAUCGGGUCCACAUAUGCCAUCUGCGCUUUGUUCUGCAAUCUGAUUGUCAUCGUUUCAGCCUGGUUCUACCUCCACAGAUCUCUGUUAUCAGAGGGAGUCCUUAGAAGGACGAAUACAGUCGCAGGCACUUUAUUGAAAGAUGGAACGAUGUAUUUUAUGGCUCUCUCAGCCCUCCACUUCCAAUAUGUCAUUGAUUACGCAUGCACUUUCACAUGCAACCCUAGUGGUGAUCUGUAUAACAUAUUGGCUGUCACGAGCGGACCAUCGCAACUACUACCCUCUAUUCUCUUGUCCCGUUUGCUGCUCCAUCUUCAUGAAGCCUCGUCCGGCGAAUAUUCUGGGACACACAACGGUGGGACACACACCGGGACCUGGCUCCAAGACCUUGAAUUUGCACGCUCGCAGAUCUUGUCCUCCGAGCUUGUGCCGCAGUCAUCAGCCAAUGAAGCAGAAGUGAUGGACGCAGAUGGAGCGGGAUACAAUGAUCCAGAGAAUGGAAUGAAUCAAGAGGAAUAG
Messenger RNA from Fibroporia radiculosa, 756 nucleotides. RefSeq lists its product as uncharacterized. NCBI's taxonomy places the organism in Eukaryota, Fungi, Basidiomycota, Agaricomycetes, Polyporales, Fibroporiaceae. The record is from RefSeq and is a predicted model, not a curated record. The transcript has 8 exons. Bases 1 to 756 code for a protein of 251 amino acids.